AUGCGGGCAUUAACCCUUACCAGUCGAGUUACAGAUGACGCUGCCAUUAAAACAAGGAAAGAUAAAGAAAAUGACAAAAGGAAGAUGGCGGAUUCCAAGGCAAAUCCGGCGGUUUCAGAGGAAAUACUGCCUGAUUUGCUAAAGAAUACGGAGUCAAAUAUUGCAAGAUUAGAGGAUGUGAUUGAGAGUUGUAAAGGUCGUCAAAAGUAUCUUGCACAGACUAGAAGUCCAUCUGAUGGUGGCGAGGUUAGGUGGUAUUUCUGUAAGGUGCCUUUGGCAGAGAAUGAGUUAGCUGCCUCAGUCCCACGCACUGAUAUAGUGGAAAAGAGCAACUAUUUUCGUUUUGGUAGGAGGGAUUCGCUUGCAAUAGAGGCAUCUUUCUUGCAGAGAGAAGAAGAAUUGCUCUCUAUUUGGUGGAAAGAGUACGCAGAAUGUAGUCAAGGCCCAAAUGAUCAGCCUACUACCAGUAAGAAGUUUGAUAAACUAGGCAAUGCUGAUUCUCCAGAGAAUGGACGAGCAGCUCAACUACAUGAAGUGGAAGAGGAGAGAGUUGGCGUGCCUGUAAAGGGAGGACUCUAUGAGGAGCUGGCAUUUGAUUUUAUAGAUAAUGCUCCUAUCUUGAUGGUGCUUAGUUUGGACAUGGUAGAUUUGGUGAAGAGACAUUGCUUUCCUGUUUACUGGAAUGGAGAAAAUCGUCGUGUUUUGAGAGGUCAUUGGUUUGCUUGUAAAGGAGGCCUGGAUUGGCUCCCUCUUCGAGAGGACGUAGCUGAACAGUUAGAGAUAUCAUAUCGCAGCCAGGUUUGGCAUCGAAGGAGGUUUCAACCAUCUGGCCUUUUUGCAGCCCGUGUUGAUCUGCAAGGCUCUAAACCGGGACUUUAUGCCCUUUUUACUGGAGAAGAUGAUACUUGGGAGGCUUGGUUCAACAGUGAUGCUUCUGGCUUUUCUAGUAUCAUUAGCUUGAGUGGGAAUGGAAUCAAGUUAAGGCGUGGGUACUCUGCAUGUUGCUCGGCAAAACCAACCCAGGAUGAACUACAACAGCGGAAGGAAGAGGAAAUGGAUGAUUACUGUUCACAGGUUCCUGUUCAGCAUGUGGUUUUUAUGGUUCAUGGUAUUGGCCAAAGGUUGGAGAAGUCUAAUUUGGUCGAUGAUGUUGGCAAUUUCCGCCAUAUCACUGCAAGUCUGGCUGAAAAACAUCUUACUUCACACCAACGAGGUGCUCAACGAGUUCUUUUUAUUCCAUGCCAGUGGAGAAAGGGUUUGAAGCUUAGUGGUGAAGCUGCAGUUGAAAAGAUUACUUUAGAUGGUGUACGUGGUUUGCGUGUUAUGCUGAGUGCAACAGUCCAUGAUGUAUUGUACUACAUGAGCCCCAUCUAUUGUCAAGACAUUAUUGAUUCGGUAUCAAACCAAUUAAAUCGCCUGUACUUGAAGUUUCUUAAGCGGAAUCCUGGUUAUGAUGGAAAGGUUUCAAUAUAUGGUCAUUCUUUGGGAAGUGUCCUCUCAUAUGACAUCCUGUGCCAUCAAGAGAAUCUGUCUUCUCCUUUCCCAAUGGAUUGGAUGUAUAAAGAACAUCCUAGGAGUGAAGAAUCUUCCCUUGAUAUGAAGCAUGACUCAUCGACCAACCUGGAGGGUAACAACUCCAAUGUAGUCAAUGCAGCCGAGGAAAUAGUGGAUCCUGUUGAUACAGAAAUGAUGACUGCACAAUCAACUUUAGUACACGAGGAUGGGCAUGCUGAUGAUUUUUCCACAAUUGUGAGUCCUCUUGCAUCAGAUCUGGAUGAAACCUCAUCAGAUUCAAAUUUGAAGCAAAUGGGUGGAAAAGAAAGCCUCCAUGAAUUUGUUGAUGACUCCAGCAAUGUGCUUUCUCAGGAAAGAGAUCACUUAUGUGAAGGUACAGAAAUGAAGUUAGAUGACCCAAUGAGUGGUGUGGAAAAUAUGGCAGUGGAAGCCAGUGAAGGUACCGUCAAUAAGGAAAAAGAAAUUAAUAUGCUGAUGGAAGAGAUCGAUUCCCUAAAAGCUAAAAUAGCAGAAUUGGAAUCCAAGUGUGGUGGUAGAGAUGCAAGUGGUGGGUUGCGUCAAAUCACAUUAUUUGUUUGCAUCUUAGAAAAUGACAAGGCAACUGAAAACAAGCCAAAGCAACCCAUAUCUGAGAUGUUGGCACUCGGACAAGAUGAAGCACCAAAGAGUUAUACCCCUUAUAUCAAGUACACAAAACUUGAAUUCAAGGUUGACACAUUCUUUGCUGUUGGAUCACCUCUUGGAGUCUUUCUUUCUCUUCGCAACAUUCGGAUUGGAAUCGGGAAAGGACAAGAAUAUUGGGCUGAGGAAAAUAUUAGUGAAGAGAUGCCAGCAUGUCGUCAAAUGUUGAACAUUUUUCACCCAUUUGAUCCUGUAGCAUAUAGAAUAGAACCUCUUGUCUGUAAAGAAUUUAUCAGCAAGCGCCCAGUUAUUAUUCCUUACCACAAAGGUGGAAGAAGGUUGCACAUUGGGUUUCAGGAGUUCACUGAAGAUUUAGCUGCUCGUUCUCAAGCAAUAAUGAAUCAUCUAAACUUCGUAAAGGUAAUAAACUCCUUAAGAUUCCCCAAGGUUAUCUCUUUCUUUUGUUUGCAUGAAGUAAGGAGUUAUGAUCUAGAAAAGGGCAUCUACUCCAUGCCCUUUGAAGCAGAAAAUGAUCAUGAAAAAGAAGAGAGAACAUAUGGCUCAAUAAUGAUGGAGAGAUUAACCGGAACUGAAGGACGGAUAGACCACAUGCUUCAAGAUAAAACAUUUGAACAUCCAUUUCUGCAAGCCAUUGGAGCACAUACGAACUACUGGAGAGAUCAUGACACUGCUCUCUUCAUUUUGAAACACUUGUAUAUGGAGAUACCUGAAGAACCCAACUUACAUGCAGAAUCUAGUGGAGGCACCUCAAAAGGUAAGAUCAGCUCCACAGGCUGGCAUGAUCACAGUGAGACUGCUGAGGAGGAACUCCCUUUGACAUUUUCUGACAGAUUGAUGGCUAGAAACUUCUCGAGGAAAGCCAAGAAAUAUAUGAAAAGCCAGUUUUAG
Molecule: messenger RNA, 3045 nt
Organism: Dovyalis caffra
Lineage: Eukaryota; Viridiplantae; Streptophyta; Magnoliopsida; Malpighiales; Salicaceae
Source: the annotation of a GenBank genome assembly